AGCCACAGCAAACCUUAUUCCUCCAGCCACAGAAGCCAAAUAGAGCAAAACAAGGUCCCAGGCAGCCAGUCCGGCAACGCAAACAGUCUGCAGCUCAUCGUACUCGACAUCCGCAAGACAUGGCCUCCAAGACUACCGCCAAAAAGACCGGCAAGACUCGCUCGGCCCUCCAAGACGUUGUCACCCGCGAGUACACCAUCCACCUCCACAAGCGAGUCCAUGGACGUUCGUUCAAGAAGCGUGCUCCCUGGGCCGUCAAGUCCGUCGUAGACUUCGCACAGAAGGCUAUGGGUACCUCUGAUGUCAGGGUCGACCCUAAACUCAACCAGGCGUUGUGGGCCCGGGGUAUCAAGACUGUCCCUCACAGAAUACGGGUCAAGCUUGAGCGAAAACGUAACGAUGAGGAGAACGCAAAGGAGAAGCUCUUCACAUACGCAACUUACGUUCCCGUUGAGUCGUUCAAGGGUCUUGAGACUGUUGUCGUCGACGCCGAGUAAACGGCUUCUUGUGUCUUCUGAUUGAGCAGAGAGGGCUGUUCUUCAACAGUCGUUCAGAGCUUUCGGUGUACCGUUGUGUCAUUAUCGCAUCUUUCAUUUUUUUCGCUUAUCAUGCGACCCGCUAUGCGGCACUCUCCAUCCUACACUGUACGCAUUACUGCUAUUGCGUCCCAUAUGCCAUGUCAUGCCGAGGAAUCAAAAUCACGCCCUGGCGUUGCUUGACGGAAAUUGUCGUCGCAGGUCCUCUAUUGUCUCUCUUGGCGUGCACCGUGGCACGAGUUC
This is a messenger RNA of Somion occarium, 779 nucleotides long. Lineage: Eukaryota; Fungi; Basidiomycota; Agaricomycetes; Polyporales; Cerrenaceae. The record is from the annotation of a GenBank genome assembly.